AUGUGGCUAUCCGUGUUGACACCCGGCUGGCCUUCGGCCGGCCAGAGAUGCGACGCUAGACUGCGCAGGGACGCUAGUGGACGCGGGGGGGUUUAUGAACAUCUUGGAGGAGCACCCCGGCACAGAAAACUAUACUGUGCCACCAGGUAUCAUCUGCGAAUACACCCCAACGGUAAAAUUGACGGCACUGCUGAAGAAAAUAACCCGUUUAGCAUUCUGGAGAUCACAACAGUAGAUGUGGGUGUGGUGGCCAUAAAAGGGUUGCUCUCAGGCAGAUAUCUGGCCAUGAACCAUCGAGGGCGGCUGUAUGCCUCAGAUGCCUUCAGUCAUGAGUGUGAGUUUGUGGAACGGAUACAUGAACUGGGCUACAAUACUUAUGCUUCCCGACACUACCAUACACUAACACCAUUGGCUGGUGGUUUUACACACAGUUCAAGUACUGAGAGACUGUGGUAUGUUUCCAUCAAUGUCAAAGGCCAGCCAAGGAGGGGUUUUAGGACCCGGGGGAUGGAGAGAGCUUCCCUCUUCCUUCCACUUCUGUUGGGAAAUGAAGACCAUGACAUGGUGCUUUUGUUUGGUAGCAGCACAUGGUACCGAGAGACCAUUCUCAGUACAGCAGGUCAGACCCAGCACAGGAUGCAGAGACACGGAGCCAGUGUGACCCAAGUCAACAAAACAGAUGACUGA
Chanos chanos (milkfish) is the source of this 687-nucleotide messenger RNA. Its product is annotated as fibroblast growth factor 3-like. The coding region runs from base 1 to 687 and encodes 228 amino acids. The record is from RefSeq and is a predicted model, not a curated record. NCBI's taxonomy places the organism in Eukaryota, Metazoa, Chordata, Actinopteri, Gonorynchiformes, Chanidae. Gene Ontology annotation, molecular function: growth factor activity. The transcript has 4 exons.